UCGCUUGGUUGAAAGGAGGGAAGGCGUCGCGGUUUCCAAGCGCCGCGCUGUCUUAGUAACCAGCGGGCCGUGAUUCCCUAAAGCCGGGGACGCCUGCGCCGAAGUACCUCCUCCCUCCCUACAGUCACCCUUCCCGAAGAGCCCUCGCUGGAGAAAUAACGUCCCUCCCUCGUUGUCCUAGUGAUUAAGCAGACCCCGCCACCCCCACCCGGGAGCGUGAGGCGAGGAGGGAGGAAGGAGAGUGGGAGGGAGCAGGGUCUUCCUGUCUUCUAGCACAAGGACUUGGACACUGCCUUCUCCACAGGGGACAGGGGAACCCAGAGCUGGGCAGCUGCAAGUACGGGCAGAAACGGAAGGAGAGGGAGGGAGACUGGUUAACUCUGGAUGAGGGGCAGAAGCCCAGCCCCCACCGUGAGGGAAUGAGUAUUGGACAGGGAUGGACAAUUUCGAAAGAAAGGACAGUGAUGGAAAAGCUUGCAAGAGUUCCCGGUAAAAUUCAGGCUGUCACCGGAUAAAUCCUGGAGAUUGCUGCAGAAUCCCAGCCCCCUGCAACUUAAACAUAUAGACCGGUUCCUAUCCUUACCAUUUGAAUAUAUAGGUCUCUAUUUUAAAAAGGUGUUUUGGGGGAAGCGGAGAGAACCCCCCGGACGCUCUUUUGGUGCUAAUUAAGAGAAGGGGCAGCAGCCAGAGAGACCUUCUUGCAGGUGGUGGCAGCACCUGGAAGUUGCUUUUGUCUUUGGAGCAAUAUCCGUCCAAGCCCAGAGAGUGUUUCCAUUUUAUUCGUCUCCCCUAAAGUGUCUGAGUUGCAAACCGGCUGAGCGGCAGCGGCAGCGGCAGCAGCAGCAGCAGCUGCUCAUCUCUAGCGGCGGCAGCAGCAGCAUCAGAUUAUGGUGGCAGCGGGCACACGGGGUUGUGGAUGCGUUUUCUCCUGGAAAUCAAAAUCUCCAAGUGCCAAUUGAAGACUCUCAGCGCUGCCGCAGCCCAGAGCCCUUCCAAGGGAGAGCCUUAGGCAAGGUGGGGGUGGGAGGGAGGGAGAGGGCCAAGCCGACUGAGUGUGUGUCUGCGUGUGAGUGUAUGUGUGAGUGAGUGUGUGUGUGUGUGUCUGUGAGUGGGGUUGCGUUAUCAUGGCGGAUCGGACAGCUCCUAGAUGCCAGCUUCGGCUGGAGUGGGUUUACGGUUACAGGGGUCACCAGUGCCGCAACAACCUGUACUAUACAGCGGGCAAGGAGGUGGUCUACUUCGUGGCUGGAGUCGGGGUGGUGUACAACACCCGGGAGCAUAACCAGAAAUUCUUCUUGGGGCACAACGACGACAUUAUCAGCCUUGCCUUACACCCAGAUAAAACCCUGGUUGCUACUGGACAAGUUGGAAAAGAUCCUUAUAUUUGCAUUUGGGAUUCUUAUAAUGUACAGACCGUUUCUAUUCUUAAAGAUGUACAUACACAUGGAAUCGCUUGUCUGGCUUUUGAUUCAGAUGGACAGCGUUUAGCCUCUGUGGGAUUGGAUGCCAAAAACACAGUCUGCAUUUGGGACUGGAAGAAGGGAAAAUUACUGGCAACAGCAACUGGCCAUUCUGAUAGGAUUUUUGAUAUUUCCUGGGAUCCAUAUCAGCCAAACAGAGUGGUUAGUUGUGGAGUGAAACAUAUCAAGUUUUGGACACUAUGUGGAAAUGCCUUGACUGCAAAAAGAGGAAUAUUUGGCAAAACAGGGGAUCUACAGACGAUCCUUUGCCUUGCAUGUGCCAAAGAAGACGUGACCUAUUCUGGUGCUUUAAAUGGAGAUAUCUAUGUCUGGAAAGGGCUAAAUUUAGUCCGCACGAUUCAAGGCGCUCAUAGUGCUGGAAUCUUUAGCAUGUACGCCUGUGAUGAAGGCUUUGCCACUGGUGGUCGAGAUGGGUGCAUACGAUUAUGGGAUAUUGAUUUCAAACCAAUAACCAAAAUUGAUCUCAGGGAAACUGAGCAAGGAUACAAAGGUUUGUCCAUCCGUAGUGUUUGCUGGAAAGCAGAUCGACUUUUGGCAGGUACACAGGACAGUGAAAUAUUUGAAGUGAUAGUGAGAGAAAGAGAUAAGCCGAUGCUGAUCAUGCAAGGUCAUUGUGAAGGGGAGCUCUGGGCUCUGGCCGUCCAUCCCAAGAAACCUUUAGCAGUUACAGGCAGUGACGAUAGAUCUGUCCGAUUAUGGAGCCUUGCUGAUCAUGCCUUGAUUGCCCGUUGUAACAUGGAAGAAGCAGUACGCAGUGUAUCGUUUGGCCCAGAUGGAUCUCAGCUAGCCCUGGGAAUGAAAGAUGGGUCUUUCAUUGUCCUCCGAGUCAGAGAUAUGACAGAAGUGGUUCAUAUCAAAGACCGAAAGGAAGUAAUUCAUGAAAUGAAAUUUUCUCCAGAUGGUUCUUAUCUUGCAGUAGGGUCCAAUGAUGGCCCAGUAGAUAUCUAUGCUGUUGCUCAACGAUAUAAAAAAAUUGGAGAAUGUAAUAAAUCUUUUAGUUUUAUUACUCACAUUGACUGGUCUAUGGAUAGUAAAUACUUACAAACUAAUGAUGGUGCGGGAGAGCGAUUAUUCUACAAGAUGCCAUCUGGAAAACCCUUAACAAGUAAAGAGGAAAUCAAAGGGAUUCAUUGGACUGCCUGGACCUGUGUGAUUGGGCCUGAAGUGAGUGGAAUUUGGCCCAAAUACAAUGACAUUACUGAUAUUAACUCAGUAGAUGCGAAUUACAACAGUUCAGUGCUAGUCACUGGAGAUGACUUUGGAUUGGUUAAAUUAUUCAAAUUUCCUUGUCUAAAGAAAGGAGCUAAAUUUAGGAAGUAUGUUGGCCAUUCAGCUCACGUAACAAAUGUCCGCUGGUCACAUGAUUUCCAGUGGGUGUUGAGUACAGGAGGUGCUGACCACUCAGUUUUUCAGUGGAGGUUUAUUCCAGAAGGUGUGACCAACGGUAUCCUUGAUUUAGCACCCCAGGAGGGUGGCAGUGAUUCAUAUAGUGAAGAAUCAGAUUCGGAUUUAUCAGAUGUUCCAGAGCUGGACUCAGAUAUAGAGCAAGAAGCUCAAAUCAACUAUGAACGCCAGGUUUACAAAGAAGAUCUACCUCAGUUGAAACAACAAAGUAAAGAGAAAAACCAUUCUGUGCCCUUCCUUAAAAGAGAAAAAGCCCCAGAGGACAGCUUGAAGCUACAGUUCAUACAUGGGUAUAGAGGCUACGAUUGUAGAAAUAAUCUGUUCUAUACUCAAACUGGAGAGGUGGUUUACCAUAUUGCAGCAGUUGCUGUUGUGUACAAUCGGCAGCAACACUCCCAAAGAUUGUAUCUUGGACAUGAUGAUGACAUUCUCAGCCUAGCUAUUCAUCCAGUGAAAGACUACGUAGCUACUGGACAGGUUGGAAGAGAUGCUGCUAUCCAUGUAUGGGACACACAAAAUCUGAAAUGCUUGUCACUAUUAAAGGGUCAGCAUCAGAGAGGCGUGUGUGCUCUGGAUUUCUCAGCUGAUGGGAAAUGUCUGGUGUCUAUUGGUUUAGAUGAUUUUCACAGUAUUGUAUAUUGGGACUGGAAAAAAGGAGAAAAGAUAGCAACAACAAGAGGUCAUAAAGAAAAGAUAUUUGUAGUGAAGUGCAACCCACAUCAUGUGGACAGACUGGUUACCGUUGGGAUAAAGCACAUCAAAUUCUGGCAGCAAGCAGGUGGGGGCUUCACAUCUAAACGAGGAAUCUUUGGCAGUAUUGGGAAAUUGGAAACAAUGAUGUCUGUUUCUUAUGGACGCAUGGAAGACCUGGUUUUCUCUGGAGCUGCUACUGGAGAUAUUUUUAUUUGGAAAGAUACUCUUUUACUUAAGACUGUCAAAGCUCAUGAUGGGCCUGUUUUCGCUAUGCAUGCAUUGGAUAAGGGUUUUGUAACAGGUGGAAAAGAUGGAAUCGUGGAACUCUGGGAUGAUAUGUUUGAGAGAUGCUUGAAGACUUAUGCUAUUAAAAGAUCUGCAUUAUCAACUAGCUCUAAAGGUUUGCUCUUGGAAGACAAUCCUUCAAUUCGUGCCAUCACUUUGGGACAUGGACAUAUCCUAGUAGGGACCAAAAAUGGAGAGAUACUUGAAAUUGAUAAGAGUGGCCCUAUGACUCUGCUUGUUCAGGGGCAUAUGGAGGGAGAAGUCUGGGGUCUGGCAGCUCAUCCUCUCCUACCUAUCUGUGCAACUGUGAGUGAUGAUAAAACCCUUCGAAUCUGGGAACUGUCAUCCCAACACCGUAUGUUGGCUGUUAGGAAGCUCAAAAAAGGUGGGAGAUGCUGUGCCUUUUCUCCUGAUGGGAAAGCCUUAGCAGUUGGGCUAAAUGAUGGAAGUUUCUUAGUUGUAAAUGCUGAUACUGUUGAAGAUAUGGUCUCCUUUCACCACAGGAAAGAAAUGAUCUCUGAUAUCAAAUUUUCCAAAGACACAGGGAAAUAUUUGGCUGUGGCAUCCCAUGAUAAUUUUGUAGAUAUUUACAAUGUACUCACCAGCAAAAGAGUCGGUAUCUGCAAGGGUGCUUCAAGUUAUAUUACACACAUCGACUGGGAUUUGAGAGGAAAAUUGUUACAAGUCAACUCAGGUGCCAAAGAACAACUCUUUUUUGAAGCCCCAAGAGGAAAAAGACACAUAAUACGAGCCUCAGAGAUUGAGAAGAUAGAAUGGGACACAUGGACAUGUGUUUUGGGUCCUACUUGUGAAGGAAUCUGGCCAGCACACAGCGAUGUGACAGAUGUGAAUGCUGCUAGUCUUACCAAAGAUUGCUCCCUUCUAGCCACAGGAGAUGACUUUGGUUUUGUCAAAUUAUUUUCAUAUCCUGUAAAGGGCCAACAUGCAAAAUUCAAGAAAUAUGUGGGGCACGGUGCCCAUGUCACCAACGUCAGAUGGUUGCAUAGUGACUCCGUACUGCUAACUGUAGGCGGUGCUGACACGGCUCUGAUGAUCUGGACAAGAGAGUUCGUAGGAACCCAGGAAAGUAAAUUGGUUGACAGUGAAGAGUCAGAUACAGAUGCUGAGGAGGAUGGAGGCUACGACAGUGAUGUUGCCAGAGAAAAGGCCAUUGACUAUACCACUAAGAUCUACGCGGUAAGCAUCAGGGAAAUGGAAGGCACUAAACCCCACCAACAGCUGAAAGAGAUUUCAAUGGAGGAAAGGCCACCAGUUAGCAGGGCAGCUCCCCAGCCAGAGAAACUACAGAAGAAUAACAUCACCAAAAAAAAGAAACUGGUGGAGGAGCUGGCUUUAGAUCAUGUAUUUGGCUAUCGAGGAUUUGAUUGUCGUAAUAACCUGCAUUACCUUAAUGAUGGUGCUGAUAUCAUCUUCCACACUGCAGCAGCAGGCAUAGUUCAGAAUCUUUCCACAGGAAGCCAGAGUUUUUACCUGGAACACACUGAUGACAUUCUCUGUUUGACUGUAAACCAACACCCUAAGUAUAAAAAUGUGGUAGCCACCAGCCAGAUAGGAACGACCCCUUCGAUUCACAUAUGGGAUGCCAUGAGCAAGCAGACGCUUUCCAUGCUUCGAUGCUUCCAUGCAAAAGGGGUUAAUUAUAUCAAUUUCAGUGCUACUGGCAAGCUCCUGGUAUCGGUAGGAGUAGACCCGGAGCAUACAAUCACAGUGUGGCGAUGGCAAGAAGGUGCCAAAGUUGCCAGCCGAGGCGGCCACCUGGAGCGAAUAUUUGUGGUCGAGUUCCGCCCGGACUCUGACACACAAUUCGUGUCCGUGGGGGUCAAGCAUAUGAAGUUCUGGACACUGGCUGGCAGUGCCUUGCUCUACAAGAAAGGAGUCAUUGGAUCCAUGGAAGGUGCCAAAAUGCAGACCAUGCUCUCUGUGGCUUUUGGUGCUAACAACCUCACUUUCACUGGGGCCAUAAAUGGAGAUGUCUAUGUGUGGAAGGACCACUUUCUUAUUAGGCUGGUGGCCAAAGCUCACACAGGCCCCGUCUUUACAAUGUACACAACUCUUCGAGAUGGACUCAUAGUCACUGGUGGAAAGGAGAGACCGACCAAAGAAGGAGGAGCUGUGAAACUGUGGGACCAGGAGAUGAAACGCUGCCGAGCAUUUCAGCUAGAGACUGGGCAACUGGUAGAAUGUGUGCGCUCAGUCUGUAGAGGCAAAGGGAAAAUUUUAGUGGGAACCAAAGAUGGAGAAAUAAUUGAAGUUGGUGAAAAAAAUGCUGCUUCCAACAUGUUGAUUGAUGGACACAUGGAAGGGGAGAUCUGGGGUCUGGCCACUCAUCCUACCAAGGAUAUCUUCAUCUCGGCCAGCAAUGAUGGUACAGCCAGGAUCUGGGACCUGGCAGACAAAAAACUUCUAAACAAGGUCAACUUGGGCCACGCAGCCAGGUGUGCUGCCUAUAGCCCUGAUGGAGAGAUGGUGGCCAUUGGCAUGAAGAAUGGAGAAUUUGUCAUCUUACUGGUGAACAGUCUAAAAGUCUGGGGGAAAAAACGAGAUCGAAAAUCAGCUAUUCAGGAUAUCAGGAUGAGUCCAGACAACCACUUCUUAGCUGUGGGCUCAUCAGAGCACACUGUGGACUUCUAUGACCUCACCCAAGGCACAAACUUGAACAGAAUUGGGUAUUGUAAGGACAUUCCAAGCUUUGUUAUUCAGAUGGAUUUCUCAGCAGACAACAAAUACAUUCAGGUUUCCACGGGGGCUUACAAGCGUCAGGUCCACGAAGUUCCGCUGGGGAAGCAAGUGACCGAUACCACAGUCAUCGAGAAUAUCACCUGGGCCACCUGGACAAGCAUCCUCGGAGAUGAAGUCAUCGGGAUCUGGCCCCGAAACGCAGACAAGGCCGACGUCAACUGCGCCUGCGUGACCCACGCGGGCCUCAACGUGGCCACCGGAGAUGACUUUGGCCUGGUGAAACUCUUCGAUUUUCCAUGUACAGAAAAAUUUGCCAAACACAAGCGUUACUUUGGGCACUCGGCUCACGUCACCAACAUCCGGUUCUCCCAUGACGACAAGUACGUGAUCAGCACCGGAGGAGACGACUGCAGCAUAUUUGUGUGGAGAUGUCUGUGAAACAGAGAACGAGCCCCCCAUAAAACCUGGAUAAGCGCCCCGUUCCUGCUGCACCCCGAGGCUGUGCAGGGGCCUCUCCCCUUUCCAGGUGCUUGGAUGCAGCCCCACCUGUGGCGUCCUUCUACAGAAGCACUCUGGCACCCCAAAAUGUGUGAAGCGAUAUAAUCCCGGAGAAGGAAGUCCAAGGAAGACGCCGGCGGCCCCCGUUCCUGAAGACUAAACAGCGUCCGCCUCCCCCCUCCCUCACACUCACACACACACACACACACACACACACACACACACACACACACACACACACACACACACACACACACACACACACACACACACACACACACACACACGAGACCCCGUCCAAUCUUGGGAUCCGGUAGCCCACUGACAAAGUUUUAAGCCUCAGUUGCCCUAGCAAUUACAUAGCUUUACUUUGCAUCGUCACUUCUUAAAAGUAUGUUUUACUGUCCGGUUUUCCUACAUUUUAAGGGAUGUUCCUCUUUUCAAAAUCACUACAAGAUAAAUUCUAAGUUACUUAUAUGCACUGGGAUAAAAGAAAUGCUAAAAGUACACUGUUUCCACUAAAGCUAAACACUUUCAAAAACCAAACGAGCCAUGGACAAAAAAAGUUGAAAAUGUUAAUUUUUAAUGUUUUAUUUGCAGAGUUUUAUAUCCAUAAAGUGCCUUUGAAAGUUUUUAGUCACGUGGGCUACUCUCACCUCCCACAUAUACCUGAUUUCUACAUAUGGUGCUACAACUAAAACCGAGGGCUAACCAAACCCCUAGCAGAUAUGUAGUUUCUCCCGCUUGUCCUGCUUGGAUUUUGUACACGAUUGGUCACGGGACGACGCAGUCAUUUGCUUCAGAAAUCACGGAUCCGGGUGAGCCGCACCAUUCGCCCAGGAGGGGGCGCCAUCGAGGUGUUCAUGAUCCCAAACCACGUUUCUAAAAUUCUAGACACAAGAAGCCGGCUUCGUGCAAAGGCACGAGACGGCGGAAGGCAACUCACUGGCUCCACGUCUUCGAGUCCACACUCGGGCGGCCACGGGCAAAGGGCCACGGCGACCCUCUGCGGCCAAUGUCCCGAAUGGGAACAGCCCCGGCGGAGCUGAAAUCUCCGCUGUCGCCGCAUCCCCUUCCCUUCCCGCCUCUCAGAAUGGGCCGCCCACUUCCGGUCCGGUCUUGCUGGGGGAAGACGCGGCUCUGAGUCCCAACACGCCUCCGUGUGUAAAAUGAGGCCUAUGGGCAGGGCGCCCGAGGGAGGCAGGGAGGGAGCUGAAGUCCAAGGGCCAUGGGCGACUGUAUCGUGUUCAGACAAAAAAAAGCAAAAUGCAAUCUCUUCGAUGAAGGAAUAGAUUCCAACAUCACAAGUGCUUCAGCAUUCUCAAUGAACCACAUCACUCACGAAGCUAUUUUUCUAUGCCAAAUUUAUCAAUGCCUUAUGUUGACCUACAGCUAGUUUGUCCGAUCCACGAGUCCCUAUGCGGUCUUCGCUAGUGUAACCCCCGCCCCACCCGCGUGUUGAUGUAACCGUAUUGACUGGUGAUGUUGGGUGAUCACCACAUUUGCCUCUGUUGUACUGUUGGCCUUUCAUAUUGAUUGUACCUUACAUAGAAAUAAACGUGAAAAUACAAUGAGCUGAUCAAUGGUGAUGUGAAAAUUAUAUUUAAGAGCAAUAGUGUCUGUGUCAAGAAAACAUUUAAGAAUUUCUAAGCAUUUAUAUGGUAUGAUUUAUGUAUAAAUCCUGCACUGUAUCCUAAUGUAAAUUGAAAUAGGAGCGCAUGAAUUUAUUUUUCAAUUGUUUUAUGUGUUUGAAAAACACAUUUUGAAAACUUUUUUGUUAUGUAUCAAAUAAAUUUGAUUACAUACCCA
Messenger RNA from Monodelphis domestica (gray short-tailed opossum), 8870 nucleotides. RefSeq names its product EMAP like 6 (gene EML6). The record is from RefSeq and is a predicted model, not a curated record. Gene Ontology annotation, molecular function: microtubule binding. NCBI's taxonomy places the organism in Eukaryota, Metazoa, Chordata, Mammalia, Didelphimorphia, Didelphidae.